Myotis lucifugus (little brown bat) is the source of this 5374-nucleotide messenger RNA. RefSeq names its product leucyl-tRNA synthetase (gene LARS1). The transcript has 32 exons. The record is from RefSeq and is a predicted model, not a curated record. Lineage: Eukaryota; Metazoa; Chordata; Mammalia; Chiroptera; Vespertilionidae. Bases 136 to 3666 code for a protein of 1176 amino acids. Gene Ontology annotation, biological process: leucyl-tRNA aminoacylation. Gene Ontology annotation, molecular function: leucine-tRNA ligase activity; aminoacyl-tRNA deacylase activity; ATP binding.
UUGCCUCAGCAGGCGUGGUGUGCUUCAGUGUCUUGAGAGGCUUGGGUGUCCCGGUAGGAAGGGUGAAAGGUUGUAACUACUCCUUUGAGGGUGAUCACCGAGGUCGUGGGUUUGCACUGUCGGCUGGGCAGCGCCAUGGCGGAAAGAAAGGGAACAGCCAAAGUGGACUUCUUGAAGAAGAUUGAGAAAGAAAUCCAACAGAAAUGGGACACCGAGAAAGUAUUUGAGGUCAAUGCAUCUAAUUCAGAGAAGCAGACUAGCAAGGGCAAGUACUUUGUCACCUUCCCAUAUCCAUACAUGAACGGGCGCCUUCAUUUGGGACACACAUUUUCUUUAUCGAAAUGUGAGUUUGCAGUAGGGUACCAGAGAUUGAAAGGAAACAUUUGUCUGUUCCCCUUUGGUUUACACUGUACUGGAAUGCCUAUUAAGGCCUGUGCUGAUAAGUUGAAAAGAGAAAUAGAGCUCUAUGGUUGCCCCCCUGAUUUUCCAGAUGAAGAAGAGGAAGAGGAAGAAGUCAAUGCUAAAACAGAAGAUGCAAUAAUUAAGGAUAAAGCUAAAGGAAAAAAGAGUAAAGCUGCUGCUAAAGCUGGAUCUUCUAAAUACCAGUGGGGCAUUAUGAAAUCUCUCGGUCUGGCUGAUGAAGAAAUAGCCAAAUUUUCUGAAGCAGAACAUUGGCUUGAUUAUUUCCCACCACUGGCUAUUCAAGAUCUGAAGAGAAUGGGUUUGAAGGUAGACUGGCGUCGUUCCUUCAUCACCACUGAUGUUAAUCCUUACUAUGAUUCGUUUGUCAGGUGGCAGUUUUUAACAUUAAGAGAAAGAAACAGAAUUAAAUUUGGAAAACGGUAUACCAUUUAUUCUCCAAAAGAUGGACAGCCUUGUAUGGAUCAUGACAGACAAACUGGAGAGGGUGUUGGACCUCAGGAAUAUACUUUAAUCAAGUUGAAAGUGCUUGAGCCAUACCCAUCCAAAUUAAGUGGCCUGAAAGGGAAAAAUAUCUUUUUGGUAGCUGCUACUCUCAGACCUGAGACCAUGUUUGGACAGACAAACUGUUGGGUUCGCCCUGAUAUGAAGUACAUUGGGUUUGAGACAAAGAAUGGUGAUAUAUUCAUUUGCGCCCAAAGAGCUGCCAGGAAUAUGUCAUUCCAGGGCUUUACCAAAGACAGUGGCGUGGUGCCUGUUGUUAAGGAAUUAAUGGGAGAGGAAAUUCUUGGAGCAUCACUUUCUGCACCUUUAACAUCUUACAAGGUGAUCUAUGUUCUCCCAAUGCUCACCAUUAAGGAGGAUAAAGGCACUGGUGUGGUCACAAGUGUUCCUUCUGACUCCCCCGAUGAUUUUGCUGCUCUCAGAGACUUGAAGAAAAAGCAGGCUUUACGAGCAAAGUAUGGAAUUAGAGAUGACAUGGUCUUGCCAUUUGAGCCAGUGCCAGUCAUUGAAAUCCCAGGUUUUGGAAAUCUUUCUGCUGUGACCAUUUGUGAUGAGUUGAAAGUUCAGAGCCAGAAUGACCGAGAAAAACUUGCAGAAGCAAAAGAGAAAUUAUAUCUAAAAGGGUUUUAUGAUGGUGUAAUGUUGGUGGAUGGAUUUAAAGGACAGAAGGUCCAAGAUGUAAAGAAGACUAUUCAGAAAAAGAUGAUUGACACUGGGGAUGCAUUUAUUUACAUGGAACCAGAGAAACAAGUUAUGUCCAGGUCUUCAGAUGAAUGCGUCGUGGCCCUGUGUGACCAGUGGUACUUGGAUUAUGGAGAAGAGAACUGGAAAAAGCAGACAUCCCAGUGCUUGAAGAACCUGGAAACAUUCGGCGAGGAGACCAGGAGGAAUUUUGAAGCUACCUUAGGCUGGCUACAAGAGCAUGCUUGCUCAAGAACUUACGGUUUAGGUACCCGUCUGCCUUGGGAUGAGCAGUGGCUGAUUGAAUCACUCUCUGAUUCCACUAUUUACAUGGCAUUUUACACAGUGGCACACCUGUUGCAGGGGGGUGACUUGCGUGGACAGGCAGAGUCUCCACUGGGCAUCAGACCACAGCAGAUGACCAAGGAAGUUUGGGAUUAUGUUUUCUUCAAGGAAGCUCCAUUUCCUAAGACUCAGGUUCCAAAGGAAAAAUUAGAUCAGCUAAAGCAUGAGUUUGAGUUCUGGUAUCCUGUGGAUCUUAGAGUCUCUGGCAAGGACCUUGUUCCAAAUCAUCUUUCAUAUUAUCUUUAUAAUCAUGUGGCUAUGUGGCCAGAACAAAGUGACAAAUGGCCUGUAGCUGUGAGAGCAAAUGGACAUCUUCUCCUCAACUCUGAGAAGAUGUCAAAAUCCACAGGCAACUUUCUCACUUUGACCCAAGCCAUUGACAAAUUUUCAGCCGAUGGAAUGCGCUUGGCUCUGGCUGAUGCGGGUGACACUGUGGAAGAUGCUAACUUUGUGGAAGCCAUGGCAGAUGCAGGUAUUCUCCGUCUGUACACCUGGGUGGAGUGGGUGAAAGAAAUGGUUGCCAACUGGGACAGCCUACGAAGUGGUCCAGCCAGCACCUUCAAUGAUAAAGUUUUUGCCAGUGAAAUGAAUGCAGGAAUUAUAAAAACAGAUCAAAACUAUGAAAAGAUGAUGUUUAAAGAAGCUUUGAAAACAGGGUUUUUUGAGUUGCAGGCCGCGAAAGAUAAGUACCGUGAACUGGCCAUUGAAGGGAUGCACAGAGACCUCGUGUUCCGAUUCAUUGAAGUUCAGACACUUCUCUUGGCUCCAUUCUGUCCACAUUUGUGUGAGCACAUCUGGACACUCCUGGGAAAGCCUGACUCAGUUAUGCGUGCUUCCUGGCCUGCCGUGGGUCCUGUGGAUGACGUCCUGAUACGUUCCUCGCAGUAUCUCAUGGAGGUCGCACAUGACCUUAGACUGCGACUGAAGAAUUACAUGAUGCCAGCUAAAGGGAAGAAGACUGACACGCUACCACCUCAGAAGCCUUCCCAUUGCACCAUCUAUGUGGCGAAGAACUAUCCAUCCUGGCAACACACCACCCUGUCAGUUCUGCGUCAGCACUUUCAGAACAAUAAUGGAAAAUUGCCUGAUAACAAAAUCCUUGCUACUGAACUAGGCAGUUUGCCAGAAUUGAAGAAAUAUAUGAAGAAAGUGAUGCCAUUUGUUGCCAUGAUUAAGGAAAAUCUGGAGAAGGUGGGACCUCGUGUUCUGGAUUUGCAAUUAGAAUUCGAUGAACAGGCAGUGCUCAUGGAGAAUAUAGUCUACCUGACCAAUUCCCUUGAGCUAGAACACAUAGAAGUCAAGUGUGCCUCUGAAGCAGAAGAUAAAGUCAGGGAAGAAUGCUGUCCUGGGAAACCACUUAAUGUUUUCAGAACAGAACCUGGUGUGUCAGUUUUCAUAGUGAAUCCCCAGCCAUCCAAUGGCCACUUCUCAACCAAAAUUGAAAUCAGGCAAGGAGAUACCCGCGAUUCUAUCAUCAGGCGCUUAAUGAAAGUGGACCGAGGAAUCAAAGAUCUUUCCAAAGUGAAGCUGAUGAGAUUUGAUGAUCCACUGUUGGGGCCGAGGCGAAUUCCUGUCCUGGGAAAAGAGCUGACUGGGAAGACGCCCAUUUCUGAGCAUGCUGUCUUCCACGUGGACCUCGUGAGCAAGAACGUCCAUCUUACUGAAAACGGGCUGCGGGCGGAUAUUGGUGACACAAUGGUCUACCUGGUUCACUGAACUCACGCAGAUGGGAGAUUUGCCCUGUUCUCCGGGGCUACUUCUACUUUGUGCCUACAGAUUGGCUGUGAGACCCUUAGGCUGGGCCUAAAUAGAUUUCAUUUCUAGCCAUCCAAUUCUGCUUGUAACCAUAAUUAUACCAACUCAUUUUUGAUUCCUGGACCUAAUAAAUUUUUUUUCCUUCUUGGGACCUCUAAGAGAAAUAGUUUAUAUUAUACUUAAAAAUAAACAAACAAAAACAAAUUAUUCCUAAUCCCCAGAAGCUUCUAGUCUUUCACAUUAGCACAGAAGUGUCGGCAUCUUUUAUGAGGUGUGCUUCAUACUUAUAAAGGCUAAGGAGUAUUUGACAACUUUUUAUAUUAUAUCAAUUACGGAGUUAGCUGUUUCUUCUUUAAAGAAAAAAAAGUAGGUUUAGCUAGUUUUGCUUUUUAAAGAAAGGAACUCUGAUGAUUAUUUAAAAGAACAAAUAAGAAUAUUUUGACCUGACUGUGACCACUAAGUAUUCUGUGUAAAGAACAAAAAGGUCUUAUAUUUAUAAGAAAUUUUUAGCUUUAAUAUAUUCAGUUUACCACCAAUACUGUUUUUCCAAGGCUAAUGUUAAUAGUUUAUAAGCAGUUUAUUUCAGCUACACUAAAUUUAGGCACUUUUUAAAGGGGGAUAUUUUCCCCCCAGAAAAUUGCAUUUAUCAAAUUUGUCUUGGGUCCAGUUGUGUUUAAAGACCAUGUCAACUGUAUUGCAAAUUUGUUUUUUUUUAUAUUGCUGUAAUGCCUUUCGAUACUGUCUGUGCCAUCUGUCUUCAUAAUGAGGAAGAUUAGGUAUCGACUGGCAGGGGAGAGAAACAUUUUCGUUUCUUGAAGGGUUCAAUAUGGGAAAGACCAGUUCUGAUAACCUAAGGAGCCUGAAUGCUAACUUCCGGGUCAUGUAGAGAUUUUAUUGAGCUGCUUUAUUUUGCUGUGUGCAGUUUGAGAUUUCUGGGCCUAGUUGAAUGCUCUGUCAUAGAUUCAUUAAAGCAAAUGAUAGAGUGUUAGAGCCGACAAAGCCCUUAGCGAUCACGUGCAAACAUCCUCUAUCUGGGCAGGCACUGUAGCAUAGCAGGUAGGAGGAUUGGGGCCGAAGUCAGCUAGCUAGGUUAGAUUCCCGUGCCUUCCAUUUGCCACGUGGGUGAUGUCAGCCAGUUCCUCAGCCCGUUUCUCCACCUAUAAAAUAGAACUAAUAAUGUACCUACUUUCUAGGCUUAUUGAGAGAUGUUGAGAUGAUAACCAUCUAGGAAAAUCAUAUAUACAGUGUAGUGCCUGGCAAGUGGUAAGCUUUCCGUAAUGUCACUGAGAUGGUGAUGAGCUUUCAGUAAGUGCUAGUGAUGAAUAAUGAUAACAACAACUACCCAGGGUGUAUGGCUUAAGGUUACUGUAGGCUAUAACCAUGUCAUUGGUAUUGGUUCCUUUGGGGCAACUGCUUUGUGGUUUGCCCUCCUUUAGAUCCUUUUGCUGCUCCCUCAGUCUGCAUAGCCCAAGUUAUUCCCCAUAUCAAAGUAGGUUUUCCUGGUGCCUAUACAAGCCCACUUAUGUUUAACUGAAGACAAUUGAACUGUGACCUUGGGGGGGAAAAGGAGAAAGGAAAUAAUUGUACUAUUGUGAGUGGCUGUGCCUGCAUUACUAAAUAAGCCUGUGAACCUUGGCUGCCUUGGAUUAAAUGUGAGUUGGGAUUCAUG